This is a messenger RNA of Phoenix dactylifera (date palm), 1989 nucleotides long. The record is from RefSeq and is a predicted model, not a curated record. Lineage: Eukaryota; Viridiplantae; Streptophyta; Magnoliopsida; Arecales; Arecaceae.
AAAUCCUAGUUACAUUCUAGUUUCACCAAAUUUCAGCACAAACCACAGAUAAUGUACUUGCAUAAAAUUUGCCGAAAUUGAAAGCAAACCGAAAACUUUACCUUAUUCGAAAGGGCAGCAGUUUUUUCGGAUUUCGAGAAAGAAUCCUCGGCGCAACUCUUGACGGUCUCGACCAACUUCGUCCCACUGUCGCGAAAUCAAUUUUCUCGUUAAAAGUCGCCGUUUAACUGCUGGAUCGAUCUCGACGGCCCGAGUUUGCAUCAUGCGGUAAACUAAAUCAUUCCCGAAGUUUCGAUCGAUGAGAAUGUCCUCGUUAGUGGCCCAUACAUGGACUUUGUCUAGUCCAGGUCCAGAUGAACUCCGGCCCAAUACUGUUGCAGACCGGCCCUUUAUAACCAGGGGUUGUCUUUGUCUUCCUCAAUCUCUCUUCGUCUCCCCGUUCCUUUUCCUUCCUCUCUCUCUUCAUCAGUUCAUCUCCUUUUUCUUUCUCCACUCCAUUCCUCCAUUCUCCACUCUUAUCCUAAUCCUUCCAUCAAUCCUAACGAGCCAAUCACCGGCGACGCGCACCACAUUCAGAUCUCUUCUGCUCGUCUGAUCUGCUUUCUUUCUUUUGUCGAUUUCAAGUACCGGAGGCUGUGGGUCAUCCAAAUUCGAGUAUAAUUAUUUCUACGUAGAGCAGCCAUCCGAACUAGAACUUGAAAGUGGAAUUGAUUCGGUGGUUAUAUCAAGAAAUCGAAUGGAACCCUAGCCUGAACUUGAAGAAGGUAGAUUCUUUUCAUCUGUUUGUGCAACAUGUCGUCCUUUUCUUAUUCUCCUGGUGGAUCGUUUGGAAGCCCCAGCUUGAUACUGUAAAGAGAAAAGGGAAGUGACAAUUUAGAUAACAAUGAGCACUUGCUAAAGUGGAUGCUUGCUUACAAUUGGUGAACUCAUGGCCAAUGUUAGGGAUAGAACUGAAGAUUUCAAGGAUGCUGUCCGUGCUGGGGCUCUUUCCCUCGGAUAUACUGAGUCUAAAUUGGCUGCAAUCUUGGCGUCCUUUAUUAUGCACAAGCCACCCCAAAGGUCACCAUUUACAAAAGCUGCACUCAAGACGCUCGAAAGCAUCGCAGAAUUGGAACGUUUUAUUGUAAAGCAUCAGAAAGAUUAUGUGGAUUUGCAUCGCAUUACAGAACAAGAAAGGGACAACAUUGAGCAUGAAGUUGGUGUUUUUGUAAAAGCAUGCAAGGACCAGAUAGAUAUUCUUAAGAAUAGAAUACAUGAUGAAGAGAAGAACGGAAAUUCUAAGACAUGGCUUCGCAUACGGGAUGAUACUUCUCAUGCUGAUAUGGUAGCUCACAGGCAUGGUGUGGUUUUGAUUCUGAGUGAGCGGCUCCACUCGGUCACUGCUCGGUUUGACCGGCUUAGAUCUAUACGCUUUCAGGAUGCUAUUAAUAGGGCAAUGCCAAGAAGAAAGAUGCCGAGAAUAGCUGACUCAAAAUCUUUUGAAGCCUCUAAACCGGAGCUUACAGAUCUUGGAGAGCAAAUGCUGCCUUCAGGACCUGUGAAAGUCCAGGAUCAACUUCUGGACGAUGAAACAAGAGCUCUUCAGGUAGAGUUGACGGGUCUCCUUGAUGCUGUUCAAGAAACAGAAACUAAGAUGGUGGAGAUGUCAGCAUUGAAUCAUCUCAUGUCGACCCAUGUUCUACAGCAAGCUCAGCAGAUUGAGCAUUUGUAUGAACAGGCAAUUGAAGCUACAAAGAAUGUGGAGCAAGGUAACAAGGAACUCUCUCAAGCAGUCCAGCGAAAUAGCAGCAGCAGAACUUUUCUUUUGCUCUUUUUGUUUGUCCUUACUUUCGCCAUUCUCUUUCUCGACUGGUAUAGCUGAGUAGAGAUGUAAUUUUUCAUUCCUUUCUUCUUGAUGCCCAAAUGACAUAACUUAAAGCAGUAAACCAAGCGUACAGAUCUAUAAUUAGUUUUAUGGCCAUAGUGAGUAUUGUUACUUUUAAAAUUGAA